AUGGCGGGCUCCGAUCUCGUUGACCAUUCCCCCCACUAUCCCACUAAGGCGAAGCAGCUCGACACCGCCUCCAACGUGAUCCUCAUUGACAACUACGACUCCUUCACCUGGAAUGUUUACCAAUAUCUGGUCCUUGAGGGUGCUACUGUUCGGGUGUUCCGCAAUGAUGAACUUACUCUGGAGGAAUUGAUUGCGAAGAAGCCUACGCAGUUGGUUAUUAGCCCGGGCCCGGGCCACCCGGAGACCGACGCCGGCAUCAGCAAUGCUGCCAUUCAGUAUUUCAGUGGCAAGAUCCCUGUCUUCGGUGUGUGUAUGGGCCAGCAAUGUAUUAUCUCCUCUUUUGGUGGCAAGGUCGAUGUAACGGGCGAGAUUCUGCAUGGUAAGACCUCGGUGGUGAAGCAUGACGGCAGGGGCGCCUAUGAAGGCUUGCCAGCCGCUCUCUCCGUUACCAGGUACCAUUCUCUUGCCGGAACUCACUCCACUAUUCCCGAUUGUCUGGAGGUGACUUCUACCGCCCAGCUUGGGGAAGAUAGCAGCAAGACCGUCAUCAUGGGCGUGAGACACAAGCAGCUCGCCGUGGAGGGCGUCCAGUUCCAUCCGGAGAGUAUCCUCACCGAGCACGGACGGACAAUGUUCAGAAAUUUUCUCAAACUCACCGCGGGCACAUGGGAGGAAAAUGGAAAGCUUCCUAGCCAACAAUCUGGAGCAAACGGCGCCCCCAAGACCGGCAAGAAAGUUUCCAUUCUAGAGAAGAUCUAUGACCAUCGCAAAGCUGCUGUUGCUGUGCAGAAGCUUGUUCCAUCGCAACGCCCAGCGGACCUUCAGGCUGCUUACGACCUUAACCUCGCACCUCCACAGAUCUCCUUCCCCGCUCGGUUGCGACAGUCUCCUUAUCCGCUGUCCCUCCUGGCGGAAAUCAAACGCGCCUCGCCUUCGAAGGGCAUGAUUGCAGAGACAGCCUGUGCUCCCGCACAGGCUCGUCAAUACGCUAAGGCGGGGGCCAGCGUUAUCUCUGUGCUUACCGAGCCAGAGUGGUUUAAGGGGAGCAUCGAUGAUUUGCGUGCUGUGCGACAAAGCUUUGAGGGCGUUACUAACAGGCCUGCAAUCCUCCGUAAGGAAUUCAUAUUCGACGAAUAUCAAAUCCUGGAAGCUCGGCUGGCUGGCGCAGACACUGUCCUGCUUAUUGUGAAGAUGCUUAGUGUCGAACUCCUGACAAGGCUAUACCACUAUUCCCGAAGUCUUGGAAUGGAGCCUCUUGUUGAGGUGAACACGCCCGAAGAAAUGAAGAUCGCCGUCGAUAUGGGAGCGGAAGUUAUUGGGGUCAACAACCGGGAUCUCACAAGCUUCGAGGUUGAUCUGGGUACCACGAGCCGGCUAAUGGACCAAGUACCAGAAAGUACCAUUGUCUGUGCGCUGAGCGGUAUUUCCGGGCCUAAGGAUGUGGAAGCCUACAAGAAGGAUGGCGUUAAGGCCAUUCUUGUUGGAGAAGCACUCAUGCGCGCGGCCGACAUAUCUACCUUCGUUGCCGAGCUUCUUGGAGGAACGACAGAGAAACCUCUGAAGCCGUCCUAUGGAUCACUACUCGUCAAGAUUUGUGGCACUCGCAGUGAGGAGGCCGCUCGAGCCGCAAUUGAAGCGGGUGCGGACCUGAUAGGGAUUAUCCUCGUGCAAGGGCGCAAACGUCUUGUUCCAGAUGAUGUCGCUCUGCGCAUCUCGCAAGUUGUUAAAUCAACACCGCGAGCCGCAGCACCUCCUCCGACAGUGACGCAAGCUACAUCGGCUGCGACUUCUGUGGACUACUUCGAUCACUCUGUUAAUAUCUUGCGCCAUCCCACCCGGGCUCUACUUGUGGGUGUAUUCCAAAACCAGCCAUUGCACUACAUUUUGGCCCAGCAACAGAAACUAGGUCUUGAUGUGGUUCAGUUACAUGGGUCGGAACCCUUGGAAUGGGCCAGAUUGAUUCCAGUUCCCGUUAUCCGGAAAUUCUCUCUCGACGAGCCUGGAAUCGCACGUAGGGCGUAUCACACUCUUCCCUUGUUAGACUCGGGUGCAGGAGGCUCUGGCGAGUUGCUCGAGCCGUCUCGCGUCCAGAGCGUUUUGAAAAGUGAUAGCGGUCUCCGCGUUAUCCUAGCAGGUGGUCUCGACCCCGCUAAUGUCACCGAUACCCUGAAAAUGCUGGGCGAGGCAGGCCAGAAUGUAGUAGGAGUGGAUGUCAGCUCUGGUGUAGAGUCUGAUGGUGCUCAGGAUCUGGAGAAGAUCCGUGCUUUCGUCAAGGCCAUUAAGGGAUACCAGCAGUGA
This is a messenger RNA of Aspergillus terreus NIH2624, 2298 nucleotides long. RefSeq names its product bifunctional anthranilate synthase/indole-3-glycerol-phosphate synthase. The transcript has a single exon. NCBI's taxonomy places the organism in Eukaryota, Fungi, Ascomycota, Eurotiomycetes, Eurotiales, Aspergillaceae. Gene Ontology annotation, cellular component: cytosol. The coding region runs from base 1 to 2298 and encodes 765 amino acids. The record is from RefSeq and is a predicted model, not a curated record. Gene Ontology annotation, molecular function: indole-3-glycerol-phosphate synthase activity; phosphoribosylanthranilate isomerase activity; anthranilate synthase activity. Gene Ontology annotation, biological process: L-tryptophan biosynthetic process.